This is a messenger RNA of Thalassophryne amazonica, 2692 nucleotides long. RefSeq names its product Spi-1 proto-oncogene b (gene spi1b). The record is from RefSeq and is a predicted model, not a curated record. The transcript is spliced from 5 exons. Lineage: Eukaryota; Metazoa; Chordata; Actinopteri; Batrachoidiformes; Batrachoididae. Gene Ontology annotation, biological process: regulation of transcription by RNA polymerase II; cell differentiation. Gene Ontology annotation, molecular function: sequence-specific DNA binding; DNA-binding transcription factor activity, RNA polymerase II-specific. Gene Ontology annotation, cellular component: nucleus. The coding region runs from base 570 to 1355 and encodes 261 amino acids.
ACCAAAGUUACACCUACAAGUACCUACAUUGCUUUAAAUGGUCAGCUAUAUUAUCAGAAAAUAAUUAGAAAUAUUUAAAAUCAAAAUGUGACUUAAGAAAACAUCCAAAGCUGAAAGGGACCUGUCACACUGACAGCGAGGAGGGCACUUUCUGGUGAUUGGCUGCUAAGGGAGGAGGCAGUGUAUGUCCUGAUAAAUGUGAGGUUUCAUUGUCCCCUGACAAAUCAUCAAUGGCCAGAAAUAUUUAGCAGACACACUCUGAUGCUCACACACACACACACACACACACACACACACACAGCUUUACAGAAGUUAAAAGUUCCUUUUUUAUUGUACAGUCAAACUGCCUGCCUUAUUUAUGUCAUUUAAUUUUACAUCUCUGAAGGCCUAAAGGAGCAGUGCAGCAUAUACGUGCAUACUGUACCACUAGACAUACUUUGUUUUUUUGGUUUUCGUUGAGUGAGAGGAAAUUUUGAAACAUUGUGCAAUGGUGCCGCAAAGGUUUUGAAAGAUUGUGAGUGUUUUGCCAGCGAAGCAUCUGACAUUGGCCGUUUGGAGAAGAGGUCUCCAUGUUGCACCCCUACAGAAUGGAGAGUUAUCUCAUCCCGCCUCCUCCAGAAGAAAUGUACGAUCCUGAGAUCUACAGACAACAAAUAGAAUAUUAUAAUCCGUAUGUCUUUGAAGGAGAUAUCCAGGCAGAUCACUGGGACUAUCACUCUCAUCAUGUCCACCCAGUGGAGUUUGAUAACCUCCAGGAGACACAUUUCACAGAGCUGCAGAGCGUGCAGGCCCUGCACCCUCCCAGCCUGGUACGACAUGAUACGAUACGAUGCGACACCGACAGCCUGCUGGAUCCUAAUGUAGGCACACAUCCCCAUGUGUUGUCACAACCAGUAGCGUUCUUCCCUCGGCCUGUCUAUCAGCAUUUGUCCCAGCGUAGUUCUGAUGAUGAAGAGCGUGGAGGAAGGAGCCCCCCACUUGAGGUGUCUGAUGAGGAGAGUCUGAGAGAUCAAGUGCCUUUUAUGACAGCGGGAGAACUGGGCAAUAAAAAGAAGAUCCGUUUGUACCAGUUCCUGCUGGACCUCUUAAAAAACGGAGAGAUGAAAGACAGUAUCUGGUGGGUGGACAGAGACAAAGGGACAUUCCAGUUUUCUUCAAAGCACAAAGAGGCCCUCGCACACCGCUGGGGAAUCCAAAAGGGCAACCGCAAAAAAAUGACAUACCAGAAGAUGGCUCGUGCCUUGCGAAACUACGGCAAAACUGGAGAGGUGAAAAAGAUCAAGAAGAAGCUGACGUACCAGUUCAGCGACGAGGUGCUCGGAAAGAAUCAUCUAGAGAGAAAAUCGUACGUGUAGAUGAAGCAGAUACAAUAAUGCAGAUGCAAUCAUGAAGAUGAUGUAUGUAGGAAAAUGAGGCAUUACUGUAAGAGCAUUACUAACGUUUCCAGUCUGGUCGAUGGUGUUAUUUCAAUCACACCAUUACUGUUGUAAAGACGCUGCAUUAUGCAGCAAAAUGCUAACUACUGUACUGCCCACAACUGUGUGGAGCGAGACAUUAGAUCUGGACACAUCAUCCUCAAUGAGUCAUUCUCUAAUAACUCAUUCUUAGUAAGAAUGCAUCAUCCCAAGUGGAAAAUUCCAAAGAAAGAACGGCUGGACAAGUUUGUCAGAACAAAUGAUAAAAUAUUUCAAAGUAGCCAUGUGGAAAAUAAAGUUGGACUUUCAUGCUGAUCAUGUGUAACCUGUAAAAAUGUAGAAAUUUGUGGAUGGCAUCAGACUUUGAAAAUGUACAAAAUGACUCAGUAUCUACAUCUCUAAACAAUCACAAGUGUGAAUCUUGUCGCGUGUGCACAAGGUUUUUAAAGGGUCAAGAUGUGGAAAAAUGUUUUUAUUGACCUUUUGCAGUUAAACGUGUUUGGAGUUUCAUUUUAAAUAGCCCUACGCUCCCAUAACUGUGCAGGUAGAAAUAACCCUAGAAUAAGAACAAUUCAGGCAUUGAAAGAGCUCGAUUUAUACGCCUGUGACGUAUGUCACAGAUGUCUUUAUAUGAGUUGUUUGUGCUGUUAGACACACCCACACAAUCUUGGACUGUCAGCUGUGCUAUUCACUCAUUACCAUAUGGCUCCUCCCUCUCCCUUUGAAGAGGGGGUGUGGCUAACAACAGCUCCUUUACAUUUAAAGCAACAAAAAGAGAAACAAGUUGUUUCUUACAGAUGCAAAAAUAGGGUUGUUUUAGGAUGAAGUACUUCAGUAUCAAUGUAGUAUUUUUGACUACACAACUUAAUUUCUUAAUCUUUGCAUAGAAGUAAAAUAUUACAUUAAAAAGGACAACAUGUCCCCUUUACAAGCCUAACUGUGAAAUCUAACCACUCCCAGGAGGGGGCACCAAAUCUCUUUGUAGCUACUGUGGCCAAAGUCUGACCUGCAAAACAUGUCAUGUUCUUGGUUUCUGGUAGGCAUCAGCUAUGUUUACAUUAAUGGCUGAAGUGGACCAGACCCAACAUUUCCUGUCCUAAAUCUCAGGCAUAGCCAAGCUCAGUUUAUAUCCAGAUGUAAAUUGCUUUUUAAAUGUCAAAAUGUGUGACAUUUCACUGCAUAAAAGCUGGAUUAACACUGGUGCAGAUACAUUUCCCUCAAAAGAAUGAGUCAUGACAAAGUGGUAAUCAGACUUUACUGUAAAGAAAGAAAUAAAA